This is a messenger RNA of Centruroides sculpturatus (bark scorpion), 818 nucleotides long. RefSeq lists its product as uncharacterized. The coding region runs from base 113 to 760 and encodes 215 amino acids. NCBI's taxonomy places the organism in Eukaryota, Metazoa, Arthropoda, Arachnida, Scorpiones, Buthidae. The transcript is spliced from 4 exons. The record is from RefSeq and is a predicted model, not a curated record.
UUGAAUUUACAUUUAUGAAUGAUUCUGGAAGAUCCGGCUUAUUUUUCGAAUUUAGUAAAUCUGAUGAAGAACCCAGAAAGAGUUACAAAAACGUUUAUUAUUAGGAAUUAUUAUGCUGCUGUCGUAUCUGUUUCUGUUUGCAAGUAGAAUCACGAUGAAGUUUUUGCUGCCGUUUUUCAUUUUAAGUUUAAUUCCAAAACAACCCGGAAAUUGUGUGUUGAAACCAAUUGUAAAUAUUGCAAACGAAAAUCUAGAUUUUGACACUUUAUUUCCUCAAGUGACUGAAGAGGUGAAAGUAGCACUUGUUAAUAUAACAGCUGGGUUACCGCAAUGUCUGGAUUCGAGUAAGUUCCCUUCUCUCGGCUGUGAAAAUGAAAUAGGCGGCGGAAGUAACGUGAUGUCAAGUGUAACAUAUAUAUCGUGCCUGUUAAAGAAAGUUUGUUAUAAAAAUGAUACGGCGAAUUUAGUCAAAGUGGUAGAAUGUCUUUCAAUACUAUCUUCAGGUAGAGUAUUGUUUACCUUAGAAAAUACUAAAAGAAAUGUUACAGCAAAAAUAUACAGAUGUCUUGCUGUUAUUUACGCCGAUAGCCGUACUGGACUUACAAACUGUGAUUUGAUCGAUUCCAUUCUAGCAAUAAAUAUUCAAUCUGUUUUAGAAAAUAUAGAUACAAAUAUUAUCAAGAAAUUAAAAAGCGAUUUCGAAACAUUGUUUAAAAUUCUUAGUGGAGAUAUAGAAGCAGUUUGUAAAUUCACAACUUAAUACAUCAUAAAUUAUUUUCCAUGUAAAUUUACGAAAAAGGAAUAAAACAUUAAUCUAA